Molecule: messenger RNA, 1261 nt
Organism: Ananas comosus (pineapple)
Lineage: Eukaryota; Viridiplantae; Streptophyta; Magnoliopsida; Poales; Bromeliaceae
Product: UPF0481 protein At3g47200-like
Exons: 2
Coding region: 35-1261 (408 amino acids)
Source: RefSeq, a predicted model, not a curated record
CCAGCAGAAACUCGACGCCUUAAGCUAUGAGCCGAUGGCUUCGGAUAACUUCACCAUCUUCCGCGUCCCGGCCCACGUCCGGCAGCGCAACAAGCACCUGUACGAGCCCCAAACGGUCGCCAUCGGCCCCUAUGGUGUCGGCCGCGACGUCGAGCCCUCCCUUCGGGCGAUGGAGUGGCUUAAAUGGCGUUACCUCCAGGAAUUCCUCUCUCGCAGCAGCAACUGCACCAUUGACAACUACGUCGACGCGAUCCAGGAAUUGGAGCCUCGGGCGCGGCGGUGCUACUUCGAGCGGGUCGAACUCAGCACCAAGGAGUUUGCAGAGAUGCUGCUUCUCGACGGGUGCUUCAUCAUCGAGUUCCUCAUCAAGUGGAACGGAGGGGAAAACGACGGAGUGCGCGCUGCAGAAUGGAGCUUGCCGCUCAUUCGCGGCGAUUUGCUCUUGCUCGAGAACCAAAUCCCCCUCUUUGUGCUCGAGACAUUGUACGAGCUUCGCACCUUCCAAAUUGACGGCACUGCUGCCCCUCCAAUGAAGGAGCUUCUUGUAAACUACCUGGCGAGCAAAAACCUCGAGAGCCCCGAGGAAGAAGCAGAUAGCUCCAACGAAGAAAUGGAAGGAAAUGACGACCACGGCCUUAUUGUGCGCGGCGAAGCCAAAGAUUUUGAUCACUUGUUCCAUCUCUUCUACCGCUGCUAUGUCACGAAACCGCAAACUGCCCCAACGGGCAGGACCAUCCGCGGUACUAUUCUCAAAUGGUUAAAGCCGAGUAAGAUUUGUGCCUCGCUCCUCUCUUAUCUCCGAUUUAAGAAUGACGAAUUGCAUGCUCCGGCGGCUAAGAUAAGAUUACCGAAUACAAUUCCAUCCGCUACCGUGCUCCUGGAGGCCGGAGUGACAUUUAGGAAGAAGAAUCCUUGUCAUCCUGGUUCCUUCCUAGAUGUCACAUUUCAAGGCGGCGUGCUCGAGAUCCCUUUCCUCUCGGUGAACAACUCCACCUUAUCUCUGUUCACAAACCUCGUGGCCUUCGAGCAGUGCAGCGGGUGUAAGCCGGAGAAGGCUUACAUGACGAGCUAUGUCACGUUCAUGAACUGCAUCAUCGACACGCCAAGAGACGUCGCGAUACUCCACCAGAGUGGAAUCCUCGAGAACCAGCUGGCGAGCGACAUGGAUCUGGCGGUCUUCUUCAACGAGUUCUCCAACUGUCCCCCCAUGUAUUACAAGGAGCACUACCUCGCCGGAUUGUUCCAGGAGCUGCGGGAGUGA